GAGUCACUCCAGGGCGGCCCUUGGCGUCAGUGCGCAGGCGCGAAGGAGCUGGCAGAGUUCAGGGCAGGAGACGGCUUUGAAGACGCGUCGUCUGGAUUUGGAGGCUGCGACCAAGUCGUCUCGGUCUAACCGCUGAGCGGAAAGCUCCCAAGCGUCUGACCAAGAUCGAGCCUGCGAGAUUCGCGAUGGUGUCCAUGACCUUCAAGCGGAGCCGCAGCGAGCGAUUCUACAGCACCCGGUGCUGCGGCUGUUGCCAUGUCCGCACCGGGACGAUCAUCCUGGGGACCUGGUACAUGGUGGUAAACCUGUUGAUGGCAAUUUUGCUGACGGUGGAGGUGACUCAUCCAAAUUCAUUGCCAGCUGUCAACAUUCAGUAUGAAGUCAUUGGCAACUACUAUUCAUCUGAGAGAAUGGCUGAUAAUGCCUGUGUUCUUUUUGCUGUCUCUGUCCUUAUGUUCAUAAUCAGUUCAAUGCUGGUGUAUGGAGCGAUUUCUUAUCAAGUGGGUUGGCUGAUUCCAUUCUUCUGUUACCGGCUUUUUGACUUUGUCCUCAGUUGCCUGGUUGCUAUCAGUUCUCUCACUUAUUUACCAAGAAUCAAAGAAUAUCUGGAUCAAUUACCUGAUUUCCCCUACAAAGAUGACCUCCUGUCACUGGACUCCAGUUGCCUGCUGUUCAUUGUUCUUGUGUUCUUUGUGGUGUUCAUCAUUUUUAAGGCUUACCUAAUCAACUGUGUUUGGAACUGCUAUAAAUAUAUCAGCAACAGAAAUGUGCCAGAGAUUGCCGUGUACCCUGCUUUUGAAGCACCUCCACAGUAUGUUUUGCCAACCUAUGAAAUGGCUGUGAAGAUGCCUGAGAAAGAACCACCGCCUCCUUACUUACCUGCCUGAAGACAGUCUGCCUUUGUCAAUAAACCUUAUACCAGCUUCUUGUCUUGUUUAUUUUACAGAAUGCUGCAAUACAGGGCUCUUCAAACUUGUUUGAUAUAAAAAUACAUUGUCUUUUGUUUAAGCAUUUAUUUUCAAACACUAAGGAACUCUUUGGACAUUAAACUUUUUGUUAAGCCUAUUACAUUUUAAUACUUUCUGAAGACAAUCUAGGUUAAGCAAGAGCAAAGUGCCAUUGUAUGCCUAUAAGUGGGGGGUGGGAAGGGAAAGGGUAUUCUUCACAUACUUUCUUUUUUAACUUUGCACUUUCUUUAUAUAAUGGUUUGUGUAUUGGUUAUUUGCUACCUUGGAUAAUUUCAGUAAGAAUGAAUUCAGUAUUCAGGAUAAACGAGUUGGGUAUAAGAUCUGAAAUUUUCCGCUAUGAAAACAAAAAUAUAUCAGUUUGAUUUGACUGUGGAAGAUGGUGGUUGCAUGUUCUAAUUUGUAUUAUGUUUCCAUCUUUGUGAUAAGAUGCUUUAAUAAAUCUCUUAAAUAUUUACUGUU
Molecule: messenger RNA, 1427 nt
Organism: Chinchilla lanigera (long-tailed chinchilla)
Lineage: Eukaryota; Metazoa; Chordata; Mammalia; Rodentia; Chinchillidae
Gene: Laptm4a
Product: lysosomal protein transmembrane 4 alpha
Exons: 7
Coding region: 186-887 (233 amino acids)
Cellular component (GO): lysosomal membrane
Source: RefSeq, a predicted model, not a curated record